This is a messenger RNA of Pygocentrus nattereri (red-bellied piranha), 9347 nucleotides long. RefSeq names its product argonaute RISC catalytic component 3b (gene ago3b). Gene Ontology annotation, biological process: regulatory ncRNA-mediated gene silencing; regulation of stem cell proliferation. The record is from RefSeq and is a predicted model, not a curated record. The transcript is spliced from 19 exons. The coding region runs from base 631 to 3234 and encodes 867 amino acids. NCBI's taxonomy places the organism in Eukaryota, Metazoa, Chordata, Actinopteri, Characiformes, Serrasalmidae. Gene Ontology annotation, molecular function: protein binding; RNA binding.
CCCCAGCCCGACUGUAGAUGGUGAACCGGCUGCGGGACCGAGAGUCGGAGACACUAACCGGCGCAGAGCAGCAGAAAAGAUCCGCUUUCGGUCCAGGGGCUGCGUCUCUAUACGCGGGCAGAGUUCACCGUGUUAGCCGUUCAGUCUGUCGCUUUGCGGGAGUUUAAACAGUGCGAAGCGCCCUCGAGUCGCAGCCUGAGACCAGCUCCUCGGGAACCAGCAGGAGGGGGAAAGCGCCUCGUUACUCCUGGGGCUUUUACCAGGGUGUGUUAACUCGUCAGCUGGGAGUAAUUACGGAGCUCCGGUGAGCGGGAGACGGUGGUGCAGUGGAGUGGAGCGGGGACACAGCUGUUCGUCAGCCUGUCUGUGUCGCUGCCCGUCGAGCAGACGAGCUGCUGUGCUAGCCGAAUGAGGCACCGGCCGAGCUGACCCGCAGCUCCGUCAGCCGCAGCAGCGAGAGAGCGAGAGAGCGACGGGCCAGAGCGGUCCGGGAGAGGACGGUUAGGCGUUAGCCGACCCGCCAGCAGCGGCUGCGGAAAAGAGGACCACCGCCACCACCACCAUCCCCCGAGAGCCGGUGCUCCAGCUGUAGGAAGCCGGCUGACUGGACUCCGGGCAGAGACCUCAUGAAUGGAAAUCAGUCCUACAGAAGCCGUUGGGGCUGCGCCCCUGUUUGCCGUGCCACGGAGGCCUGGCUAUGGCACCAUGGGGAAGCCCAUCAAGCUGCUGGCCAACUGCUUUCAGGUGGACAUCCCCAAGAUGGAUGUCUACCUGUACGAGGUCAACAUCAAGCCUGAAAGAUGCCCUCGUCGUGUCAACAGGGAAGUGGUGGACUCCAUGGUGCAGCAUUUUAAGGUGACCAUCUUCGGGGACAGAAAGCCAGUCUAUGAUGGCAAGAGGAGCCUGUACACAGCACAUCCCCUGCCAGUCGCUACAGCAGGGGUAGAUCUAGAUGUGACCUUGCCUGGCGAGGGUGGUAAGGACCGGCCCUUUAAAGUCUCCAUCAAGUUUGUAUCACUAGUCAGCUGGCAUAUGUUGCACGAAGUACUAACAGGACGGAGCAUGCCUGAGCCGCUAGAGCUGGACAAGCCAAUCAGCACUAACCCUGUCCAUGCUGUAGAUGUGGUCCUACGCCACCUGCCGUCCAUGAGGUACACCCCAGUGGGACGGUCUUUCUUCUCCUCUCCUGAAGGUUAUGAUCACCCACUGGGAGGGGGCAGGGAGGUGUGGUUUGGGUUCCACCAGUCAGUGCGACCAGCUAUGUGGAAAAUGAUGCUGAAUAUAGAUGUGUCUGCUACGGCCUUCUACAAAGCCCAGCCGGUGAUCCAGUUCAUGUGUGAGGUUCUCGACAUCCACAACAUCGAUGAGCAGCCCCGUCCGCUUACAGACUCCCACAGAGUAAAAUUCACCAAAGAAAUCAAAGGUCUGAAGGUGGAGGUGACCCACUGUGGCACUAUGAGGAGAAAGUAUAGGGUGUGCAAUGUCACUCGCCGGCCUGCCAGCCAUCAAACGUUUCCUCUGCAACUAGAGAAUGGACAGACCGUUGAGAGAACAGUGGCACAGUACUUCCGAGAGAAAUACAACCUGCAGCUCAAAUAUCCCCAUCUGCCCUGCCUGCAGGUGGGCCAGGAGCAAAAGCACACCUAUCUGCCCCUGGAGGUGUGUAAUGUUGUAGCUGGGCAACGGUGCAUAAAGAAACUGACAGACAACCAGACCUCCACCAUGAUCAAAGCCACAGCUCGUUCAGCACCAGACAGGCAAGAGGAGAUCAGCAGACUGGUGCGCAGUGCAAACUACGAGGCCGACCCAUUCGUGCAGGAAUUCCAGUUCCGUGUGCGGGACGAGAUGGCGGAGGUGACGGGCCGCGUCCUGCCCGCCCCCAUGCUGCAGUACGGCGGCAGGGUGAGCUCUGAACACUUUCUGAAUCGUACAGUAGCCACCCCAAGCCAUGGAGUAUGGGACAUGAGAGGAAAGCAGUUCCAUACUGGUGUAGAAAUCAAAAUGUGGGCCAUCGCCUGCUUCGCCACCCAGAGACAGUGCCGAGAGGAGAUCCUCAAGAGCUUUACAGACCAGUUGCGAAAGAUCUCGAAAGACGCGGGUAUGCCCAUCCAGGGCCAGCCUUGCUUCUGCAAGUACGCUCAGGGAGCAGACAGUGUGGAGCCCAUGUUUAGACACCUGAAGAACACCUACGCUGGACUGCAGCUCAUCAUCGUCAUCCUGCCUGGGAAAACACCUGUCUAUGCGGAGGUGAAGCGUGUUGGAGAUACUCUUCUAGGAAUGGCCACUCAGUGUGUGCAGGUGAAGAAUGUGGUAAAGACUUCUCCACAGACUCUCUCCAACCUCUGCCUCAAGAUCAACGUUAAACUAGGUGGCAUCAACAACAUCCUGGUCCCACAUCAACGUCCAUCGGUGUUCCAGCAGCCAGUUAUCUUCCUUGGUGCUGACGUCACUCACCCGCCGGCAGGAGAUGGCAAGAAGCCCUCAAUCGCUGCGGUGGUGGGGAGUAUGGAUGCCCACCCAAGCCGGUACUGUGCCACAGUGCGGGUCCAGAGGCCCAGGCAGGAGGUUAUCCAGGACUUGGCCUCUAUGGUUAGAGAGCUGCUCAUCCAGUUUUACAAAUCCACCCGCUACAAGCCCACCCGACUCAUCUUCUACAGGGAUGGUGUGUCUGAGGGACAGUUUCGCCAGGUGCUGUACUAUGAGCUGCUGGCCAUUCGUGAGGCCUGUAUCAGUCUUGAGAGAGAGUAUCAACCUGGCAUCACCUACAUCGUUGUCCAGAAACGCCACCACACACGACUUUUUUGUGCUGAUCGUAAUGAGAGGGUUGGGCGAAGUGGUAACAUUCCUGCUGGUACCACUGUGGAUACAGAUAUCACCCAUCCAUACGAGUUUGACUUUUACCUCUGCAGUCAUGCUGGAAUACAGGGCACAAGCCGGCCUUCACACUACCACGUGCUGUGGGAUGACAACUGCUUCACAGCUGAUGAGUUUCAGCUGCUAACCUACCAGCUGUGCCACACUUACGUGCGUUGCACCCGAUCCGUGUCCAUCCCGGCACCAGCCUAUUACGCCCACCUGGUUGCCUUCCGAGCCCGCUACCACCUGGUGGACAAGGAGCAUGACAGUGCGGAGGGAAGUCAUGUUUCUGGGCAGAGUAAUGGUCGGGAUCCCCAGGCUCUGGCCAAGGCUGUGCAGAUUCACCACGACACCCUGAGGACCAUGUACUUUGCCUAACUCCACUUCCUCCUCAUUAACACUCACCUGUCAGUCACUUGGCAUCAUGCACUGAGCUGGAGACAGCUCCUCCCAGUUGCACCGGCAACCAACCACAGGCUGCCCUGCUGCUAAAACGAACCAAACGUAACUAAAACCAAUGGGAGGGGUGGGAUUAACACUGUUAUGCAAUAGAAUAGGAGAAAAAAACAGCCAGUCUUUUCUAAGAACUCACUCCUUCUUUUUCUGCUUCUCGCCGUGUUGGUCUGUGAGUCCUAAGAAAGAAGUGUGGCAGAUAUACUGUUAUUUAUUAGUGUUGAGUUUGUUUGUGUGUGAGCUUCAUGGAGCCCUUUUUAGAACGUUGAGGUAAAUCAGCUCAAAUUAAGUUAAUUGAUUGCUCAAGAAUGAAAGUUAUCAUGAAGGUCAAGCCAUUUCACUUCAGUGAGCUGAAGAUAAGGUCACCACUAGAGGUCGGUAUGGCACCAUGAAACCGACUGGUCACUGUCAGAGGUGGUAGAUGUAGUGUUUUGCUUCAUUCUAAUCAUAUUGCCAGUGGUUUAAAUGCAGGGGAAGAUGAUGGGUCAUCGCCACUGGACAUUGUUUCACUGCAAACAAACUACAUCUUUUGCUUGAUCCAUGUUUAUUAAAUUUAGUUAGUUUUUAAGAAUGCCUCCAGUCAGCGCUCUUAGUCUGAGACACUUGAUGUGUCGGGACGCCCUUUUUAUUUUGUUUUUAUGCCUGUGUGUUUGUGUGUCUUAAACAAGGUUCAGAGGUGACUCUGCCCUUUUUUUUCCUUUUGGCCAGCUUACAUCAUCUGUUGUAAAACUGAGACAUUUAAUGUCUGUGUUCAUGCACUGCUUGGAAAACAUUGUAGCUUUAUGUUCAUUUAUGAUUACCUUAUUGUUUUUGCGUGCGUGUGGGGGAGGGGGUGGUUUUUGUUUUUUAUUUUCCCCCUCCUCUUCUGUGCAUGCAGUGAGUGACACAUUAGCUAAGAACCUUGCUUUCACUUAAAGUACAACCUCUGAACAUCCAUUAAAUUCAACCCAAGGUUGGUGAAAGAUUUCUGUUCAGAGGAGUGGGUGUGCAAGCAUGUCUGCGUGCUCUUUAAAGGAAUUGUUCAGUGGAAAAUUAAAUUCACACAAUUUUCCACUUAGCCCAGAUGUAGCCAAUAAACACGUUCAGAGUCCAAAUUUUGCUUCUUAACUUCAAAAACUGGAGGUGCAUGGCUAACGUUGCUAACAAGCACUAGAACUCAGUAGUCACCCAAAUCUUCCCCAUAAAUCCCCAAAACAGAAGCCUGUUGUAUAUGGCACUUUUGGCUUGCCAACUAAGCUUAGCCAAAAUGUUACAGAACAGGUUUGAUUUUGGCUUUCUGUCAUUCCAGUCACACUCUAAACUUGUGUCAGCAGAGCAUCAGGUAGUCAGAAUCAAACCUGUACUGUGGUGUGUGGUGCUGUUUGCAUCUGUAGCCUACAGAUUACACACUAAAUUAGCUGAUCCAGCUUCAGAUCCCAACACCACAGAACAGCUUUAAUUUAGCCUUACUGCCUUUUCACUGCCAGUCGCUCGACUUCACUCCCUCACAUUUUAUUCGUCAUCAUGUGAACUGUUUUCACUGUUUUACUUGGCCAGAAUCGAACAUGUUCUGCGUUGAGCAGCCCUCUUAUCAUGUUAGCUAAGCUAAUCCCGUUGAUCAGUUGUUUAGGUGGAUGAUUUGGCAUUUUUUCAUUGAAGAAUUAUUGAAUUGGGUUCAAAAUCAUGCACUAUUUUUUAUUUUUGAGAUCAUGUGAACAAACUGAUUAUUUUCAGUCACGAUGAAAAAAAAAAAAAAACUUUAAAUGCUGGUCGCUUAUGAACUAUUCCUUUAAAUGUGGUCACUGGCAUGUAGUUGUGGCCUCCAGAAGGUACUGAAAUAUGUUGACACAACUUCAUGGAAGGAUAUUGAAUGUUUUGAUAUCUUUCAUACUCACUUUAUAAGAAAAUUUUGAUAUUUUAAUCCUUUACAUCUUAAUCCUUUUCUAUCCUUUUAUGAACAUGUUGCUUUUAUCAAAAAACUAUCAAUAGUUCAUCUGUAAAUCAUGCGAAUAACCUAUCGGUGACGGAUUCGUUUUCAUUCUUUCACUGUUGACUUUGACUAACACUGUCCGUAAAGACUUUCAGUGCAAUAAGCCAACCAUUGACGGCUCUGGUAAAUUGUCAUUGUCCGACAAAUACCACAACUUGUGAAUGAGAUUUCAUCAUAAACGCUGUUUGCUGACUAAUGUGGCAUUUUGAAGAUUUUGAAUGUUUGAGUAGGUGGAUUUGUUCAAAAAGUGAGAGAGCAGUGGUAGGCAUGCAGAUCUCUGAGUGCUAUGUUACUGUGUCCAUGUUGGAGAUAGGAUUUCAUGUCUUUUGGAUUCAAGUUAGUUUGUAUUUUGAGACAAAGUGCCUGGAGACACCUUCUAAGCAGAUUCAGGCCCAUCUAGAGAGGUUUUAGUAUCUGUGCCAUUGAACCUUGUGCUGCAGUUUGUUGAAAAGCAGUGUUUUCGAAGUUGCACUGAAUUGACUUCAAAACAUGUACAAUGGAAUUAUUGUAGAGUUUGACCAAAUGAAGUUGAUCCUUCGAGCAUCUUUGAGACUCUGCACCAUUGAAAAUUUGCCUUCACAUCUUAGAACUGACUUCAGAAUCAAAGGGCGUUUUCUUCUUCUCUUUCUUUCCAUCUUUUCUCUGGCUCUCCCUCUUUCUCUUACCUUGACAGUGGGCAAAAGCAUGUACUGCCAUACUGAAAAGUAGUAAGUGUACUAGUCUUUUCCAAAAGCAUGUUUGCUUAAAAUGCCCCUUUGAUGUACUUCUUGAUCUAGGAGUCCUUCUUGGGAUAGUUGGGCCAAAAAUGCUAACAGUGCUAAUCAAAGCUAGCAGCCGCCAAUUAGCAUUAUGCAAAUGAUAUCAUGCCAUUGGGUGGACACUAGCUCUUGGGUCGUGUUUUUGGCCGGACUCUCCCACGAUUUACUCUUCAGGAAGCAUAUAGGCCUUUUGGUCCUGGAGGACAGUGAAAACAAGAAGGUGUGAGGAAAACUGACAUUUCUUUGACUUUAUGUUCAAUAUGCUGAUUAUUGCUGAGCUUUGGAAGGCGGUACAAGCCGCAGCUGACUUCUAAAGGUUUUGUUAUCAAGUUCUUGGAUCUAACCAAUGUGCCUCGGUAGAUGGAGAUACCCCUGAGAGUUCCCUCUGGACGGUGUUCCCAGUUACAGGUCGAGGGCUGUUGUGGUAUUUGUUAAUGGUGUGGCCUCCACUUGCCCACUGUUUCCUCUUUUCUCACAGCCAUGAACCAGGGUUUUUCUUCAGGAAGAUCAGUAACUUAAGCGAGGACAGUCCUGUGUAAUACCCCCUUAGUGUAGCUGCUAGUACACAUGAUACCACAAAAGAGAUCUGUGUGUGUAAAGAGAGAGAGAGUGCAAGCGUCUGCAUGAGGAAUGAUGACGAUAUUACCGCACUUAACUGUUUUAACCCGUUGUACGGUCUCAGCUCGGGCUAAACACCUAUGGUGCUAAGAGGUGCGGUGCUGUAAUUUUUGGGAAUUGGAACAUGUAGACCACCAUUCCCUCAACGUUCCACAGCUAACCGUGAACCCUCGCCAUGUUUUUGUUGUUUUGCUUUUUUCUUUUGUGUUUUGGAGGAGGAGGAGGUGUUCAGAAGUUAAGUUAAACUGAGUGUUUUGAAGUAGUGGAGCUUAAGCUUUAAAGAGAUGUUUUGCGCAAUUUGGCUUGUUCUGUAAUGCCGGCUUUAACAAGUUAGCUCGUCCAAUGUUGCAAAUGAAUGAUUAUUAAGUUUAAAAGGGCCAGGUGUUCAAAACCCUUUAAGCUCAAUUCCUGAGCGAAGUAUGAGUGCGAAAACAUUUUUUCAGUCCUCUGAAUCAAAUUAGCUCUGAGUGUUCAGAGCUUUGGAACAGCUGGUCUCUUACACACUUUGAUAAGUGAACAAUCUGUGCAGUUGCACGGUAGUUUGAGGGCUCUUUCACAUUCCACUGGUUCUCGCCACACAUUUCACUCCAGUGUUCUAGAGUAAGACAUUUGAUAGAGUGCUUUAAAUUCUCAUUUGUUCCAACAGUCUGUUCAAGUAGUCUGUAGUCCCUGUUAAAGUGUAAACAGGCCCUGUAUGAAUGGGGGGCGGGGCAGGGGGUUUGAUUUGAGUUGGUCCGAGAAGCAGCUCUUCAGUCUACACGUUCGGCUGCCUUUGGAUGGCUUUGGUGCGCAGCACUGUGAAAACACCCAAAGUCUCUAUACAUUUUGAAGCUUGAAGUUGUAACUGUUACUUCUUUGGCACUACCAGCAUUUCAUUGUACUUGAAAUAGUUGAGAUUGAUCAGUAGGGCCAGUGUACCCACGCAUGUAUGACUGUAAGAGUCUUGUUUGUUUUGUCCUUUAUAACAGCAUUCUGUAGUAAAGUCUAUCUGCUCAUGUUGCCACGGAAACGGUUGCUAGAGCCCCGGUAGGCAGGGUGUUUCUGUGGGGGGUGGAGCUGUUAUUAUUGUGAGGGUGGAGCAUAAACUGUGAUGUAACACCCCCCCCCUCCCCCCCCUUCUCCCCACCUUUUGCUAAAAGCUGGACUAUGGAUGCCUUGGCUCAAAGCAUUUUUAAUUAAGAGCAAAAGUAUAUUUGUAUAUUUAAAGAAUGGAUCUGUAUAAUGCACACCACUUAUUUUUGCUAACAAAGUCUAUGAGAGAUAACAGAUGAUAAUAUAACAUUAAUAUUAAAUAAUGAGUGUCUAAUAAUAACAAUCAGUUAAACAAUGCAAUAGACCGUUGACCUCUAGGUUUCUUUUUUGUUUUUAGAAAUUAAUGUUCACCACAUUGGUAUUGGAGUUGUUUUAAGUGGCGAAUGUUGUUUUAUGAACGGAUGAUCCUUCAGUCCUCCAACCUUCAUACUAAUUAUUUUAUUGGUGUUUCUUUUUUAUUUAGGGCAUAAGAACAGAUAAAACACUGCCCUUUAAAGGUCCAUAAUGAAAUGGUUCUUGAAGCUGAUUGCAAAAGUCGAAAAGUUUUAUCCAUAUAAACGGUCGAACCUGUUUGUUUUUCCCCCCAUUUUUUCCCCACAUGUUGGAGGUGAAGGUUCACCCUACGAGGAGAAUAGUGAGUGGAAUGUGCCUUUCUUGAUGGUGCUGAUCUCAUACUAGCAAAUAAAGGACAAAAAAAAAACUUUUGAAACGUUCAAAGGGCACAACAAGCCUCUGUCUACAUUGAAGAUGAGUAUAUAUUGAUACAUGAUAUACUGUAUAAUGUGUGUAUGUGUUCAAAGUGUGUGUAAUUGUACUUCUUUGUUUGCCAAGAACACGUCAAUAAUACUCGCUUUGCCAGUUACAUUGUGACAGGACCAAAUUUUUCAGGAGUGUCUCCGGUCGAGUUCAGGGCACUUGGCAUGGCAUAAAAAACUGUUUGGACACUGACUCUCUAGGCUCUCAACCGCCUUUACUCUCUCUUUGUCUGCACCGUUUCAGUUUGCCAGACAGAAUUACUCAGACUGUCAGCAGUUUCAUAUUCAGUAAUUUACUGAAUAGCAAUAACUAAUGGUUAUUCAGCAUUAUAGAGACUCUGGCACGUCAUAAGAGAGGGCUGGGUGGACUGGCGUGCAUGAAAGGGAAAAGACUGUAGCUGGUGCGACACAGCUUCUCUCAUUAUUUUUCAUUUAUGGUUUCAAGCCUGAAACUUUGGGUUUCACUUGACUGACCCCAAGUUGAGAUGAUCAGAAAUAGCUUUAAGUGAAGUUCAGUCAUCACAGUUGGCUCAGGAUUUCUGUGUUGAAUCUGGAUUUAACAUACACAGGCGUUGGCAAGAGCUGCUGAGGGUUUGGGUCAGUGCUCUGUAGUGCCAUGUCAGUCCCUUCUCAUCCUGAAGGCAUUCCACGAAAAUCUCCAAAAAGCAGCACCUCUAGCAGUGAGGUGCACCCUGCAUAGAAAUCCAUUUUCCUUUGGUUACAGUGAAAAACGCAUAGCGCUUUUAAUCGCCUGAUAAUGGAACUGUCCUGUUUUUUUGGAAUGCUAUAUAUAUUUUUUGUUUUGUUUUGUCUUAACAUUUAUCUGAUUCUCGUAUUUCAUUGAGCCCUUUGGUUUUAUUGUUUUAUUUAAUUGACAAUAUUUUAAUUAAAUAUAUAUGUAUGCAA